CAGGCUGUACUGAAAGUGCGUAAGAGAGUGACCCUAAUGGUUCUUAUAGUGACUGUUAUAUUUGGAAUAUGCUGGUGGAACUUGUUGCCUCCUACAAAUUCAGCCCGGUAGCGAUUCCUAUGGCUCACGUCAUGAUCAUAUUUAAAGGUCAAAUGAACCAAAAUUUCGACCUUUUUUAUUUUAGUUCAAUUCUAGUGAAAUGUGUUUAAUAUGAACCAAAUAAACAUACUGUGAAGUUUCAGGUCAAUUGAAGCAAAUAUCUCCGAGAUAUUCGCAAUUAAAAAUUGCUAUUUUUUGGCCCUUAUCUUCGUAGAGUGGUCGGAAAAAUUGUCGGAAAAAACAGCUUGUGACGUCAAUGUUGGUCAGGUGAAAAAAAGCGGGAAUUCAAAACAGAGUUUUUCGAGUCGACUUGGCGCAGAAGUGGCCAUAAACCUGGAAAGAACAGGCAAUUUGUCCUCAAAAGUUGCAAGCUGUGGUUAUAACCUUGUUAUUAUUUAAUUUUGUCGAAGAAUACAUCAUAGUAAAACGACUUUAACGACACAUAUUUACUAAUUUCCUUGAGUUGUACUGAAAAUGUGCGUGCGCAAGUCCAAUUUUUUUCAUGAUGCAUUCACAAAAUGUGUUCAUAUAAGGAAGUUCUUGGAUAUAUAUGGUCCGGAGCUCCACCGUGGACACAAAAACAAAAUAUCUUUGUAUAAUAAUCUGCCCAAAGAAAUUCAAGUUUGCCCACAAUGUGUUUGAAGUCUCUGAACUUUGUCGCACUCGAGCUGAUAUUUUAAAAUCCACGCUCGAUCGGACACUUCUAGCUUCGCAGAUCACUAACAUAUAAACAAAAUCCUCAAUGUAGAAGUUUUGGCCUUGAUAUGUGGGCAGAAAAAGAGUUAAUCUUUAUCUAAUAAAUCUUUCCCAAGAUCGGUUUCAAAGCAACCAUAGUUUUUUAAACUUGAUCGUUUCGCGCAGAUUAAUUUUGCUUUGUGUUGUCAAGUUGAACAUGCAUAACACCUGUCAAAAACCUACGCGUAAGUAAGAUUUCCUUCAAACAAAGUUAAAGUUACAUUAUUGCAAAAACUUCUUUCCAAUUAUGUAUAAGAUUUAAUUACCGAUUGAGGUCACUUUAAGGACCAUAGACGCCACUUUAAGCUGGCAAAGAGAUGCGACAAGCAAAGAACAAUUCCAUCAUGCAUAAAAUUCAGAUUAAGUGAACUAAAAAAAGCUUCAAUAAGGUUGUAAAACAACAAAUUUUCAUUAAAAAAAUAAGGCUUAAGGCUCUUAUACCUACUGACAAAGAAGAAGUGAAUUUUCUGUAUGGAAACAAUCUGCCUAAAGAUCUUAAGAGCAAAAGAUCAGUUGCAAGUUUCGCAGCCAAGCCAUGAUUCCGACUACUUAGCUAGAUUAGCUACUUUUAAUAACUGGUCCAUGCGAGGGUCUUCAUUCAAGCAAACUAAACUCAGCAAACUGAAUCAUUAGAAAAUACAGAAAACUGCACAUAAGGAUUUCUUUUGCUCGCUUCGGUCAAAUUCAGCUCCAGCAAUGGUUUACGGCCAAAGAGUCGAUUGUUUUGGAGUCACUGCCGGCAGUUGUCGUUCUCCGCUACUUUGCAGCGAGUGAAAUGAAAAUUUGCGUACAGAAAGAUAACAAAACUAUGCAAUUAAAACUGAAAAAAACUAAAGGAAAAAAAACUGACUAUUAUUACUUGAGCAACAGAAAAAUGAUCGAAGUAGUCUUUUCUUCUCGAGUAAGCUUGCUGGCCUUCUAAAGUUCCGAGAAAGUUUUUAAAACUUAAAAGCUUAAAAGCGCACAAGGUUAAUCACUCGCAUGCGUUAUUUAACCAUUACGGUUCUUUGACUGAAGACAAGGAUAAAGCUGGUUCUGCAAAGGUAAAUAAAUCUGGCCAUGUAAAAAAAAGUAACCAUCACUACUAAUAACAGAAUACAAGCAGGUUUUAAUUCAACCCGGCGAAAGAAGGCGAAGCAUUGGACACAAAAUCAACUCACAAAUCGAAUACACAAUUAUCAGAAAAAUACAAACCUGUUUGGAAAUGUUCAAAACGUUUUAUUCCACCUCAGACUGACGGAAUAAUCUGUUUUUACUCUAACAUUGGUUGUUCUGAAUCCAAAGUAAUUUUCAAGUGACGAAAAAACAACAACAACAAAAACAAAAAAAAAAGCCUUUACAAGGAGCAAACGUUCGCACCUCGUGUAUUUCAUUCAGUCUCAGUCAGAACUCUCACAGAACGAGACAAACAAACGCAGGCGAUAAGGGAUGCGCAGAAGCUUGCGCAGAACGUUUUUCCGCCCNCUUCUCGAGUAAGCUUGCUGGCCUUCUAAAGUUCCGAGAAAGUUUUUAAAACUUAAAAGCUUAAAAGCGCACAAGGUUAAUCACUCGCAUGCGUUAUUUAACCAUUACGGUUCUUUGACUGAAGACAAGGAUAAAGCUGGUUCUGCAAAGGUAAAUAAAUCUGGCCAUGUAAAAAAAAGUAACCAUCACUACUAAUAACAGAAUACAAGCAGGUUUUAAUUCAACCCGGCGAAAGAAGGCGAAGCAUUGGACACAAAAUCAACUCACAAAUCGAAUACACAAUUAUCAGAAAAAUACAAACCUGUUUGGAAAUGUUCAAAACGUUUUAUUCCACCUCAGACUGACGGAAUAAUCUGUUUUUACUCUAACAUUGGUUGUUCUGAAUCCAAAGUAAUUUUCAAGUGACGAAAAAACAACAACAACAAAAACAAAAAAAAAAGCCUUUACAAGGAGCAAACGUUCGCACCUCGUGUAUUUCAUUCAGUCUCAGUCAGAACUCUCACAGAACGAGACAAACAAACGCAGGCGAUAAGGGAUGCGCAGAAGCUUGCGCAGAACGUUUUUCCGCCCCGAAAGACCACCAUUGACGUCACGUAGUCUCCAGUCUAUCACGCGGCCAUUUCAGAAACGUUUUCGUGAAGUCUUCGGAAAUGCUCGGAUUUUGAUCUUUCAUCUUUCUGUAAAGGCUUGGGAAGAAAAAUCUUUACCCAAAUCUCACUUAGGAUGGUUCUUUUUAGUGUUUGGUGAAGGUAAAGUGACAAAAGAAAAUAUGUCAAUUUUUUGGUUCAUUUGACCUUUAAUGCCGCUGUCAACCCGUUCGCAUAUGUUUUGGUUAACCAAAGGUUUCGACAGAAGAUGAAGGGAAUCUUA
Porites evermanni is the source of this 3168-nucleotide messenger RNA. Lineage: Eukaryota; Metazoa; Cnidaria; Anthozoa; Scleractinia; Poritidae. The record is from the annotation of a GenBank genome assembly.